CGCCUGUGAAGCUGUGUUUUGCUUCCUCGACGCACAUGACACGAGCCAACGUGGUUUUCAUUCCUACAAGAUAUUUCUGCUCCAGGAAUGUAACAUUAAAUGUGUAAUAUGAAAAUAUAUAAUCGCUAUAGUCAUAAUUAUCCAUUAUAAAGUGUGAUUUGGGUCCGUGAACGAGAAAACAUGUUUAAUCAAGACGAAGAUUGGAAUGACGAACAAGAGGCUCAAAUCCUGAGUAAGACUGUUUUUAAAAACGCACAGAAGGCGAAUAGUGACACCAAUGCAAAGGUUGUUGGAAAAAAGAGCCUUCUGCGAACCCUGGAAACACUGGGAUCAGUACAUGAGUGGAAAAGCAACAACCCUGAGCAGGACAGCGACAGCGGGACAGAAACGGCUCCAUCACACAGCAAAAAGAGAAAGAAGGGAAGAAAAAAGAGAAAACAUGUAGAGAAAUCAGAGCAGCAUCCAGAUGGCGGUAAAACCUCAACAGAGGAGAAAACUGUAGCAAAAAAGAAGAAAGGAAUCAAUCCAGGAGCUCCAAAAACAACGAGAACAUCUGCAGAUGAGAUGCAAACAAAACCAGAACCUCCACCAGUAAACAAACCCGCGAGUACUGAGCAACUGAGCAGACAGCAGUGGAAAAACAAGAUGAAGAACAAGAGACGAUGUAAAAAUAAAUACAGCCAGAAUAAACCAGCAGAGGAUGUAAACAAGGCCGAUAAACAAGAACCAAAAGAGGAAAUCAAAUCAGAUUCACGCAGCUGCACAAACGUCAGUCAGACAAUGGAGAAGAAGAAGAAAGAGAGUAAAGUACCGAAAAGAAAAAACACAGAUGACGAGAGCGGCGUAUUUACUCCAGCAAUAAAAAAAACAACAUGGCCGGCAGGGACAGACGUAAAAGGCUCUGCCGACGAAUCUCAACUGAAUGAUCAGCAGCAGUUUGACACAAAAAGACCAAAAUCCGAGCUGAACAGAGAGCAGAAGCUAAAACGGCAGAAGCUUCAGAAAAUCCUCCACGGCCAGCAAACGGACCAAAAGAAGAGUCUGGUGGAGGAGGAGGAGGCGUCGCCGCCAGAGGAGGAACAAAGCAGCUUGGACUCCUUCAGGUCCCGCAUGGAGCAGCGUCUGGAAGCAGCCCGCUUCCGUUACAUUAAUGAACGUUUGUACAGCACGACCAGCGGCGAGGCCAAGCGCAUGUUCCAGCAGGACCCAAGGGCCUUCUGGGUCUACCACAAAGGUUACACGGCGCAGGUCCAGAGGUGGCCCGCCAACCCGGUGGACGCCAUUAUUGCUUACAUUAAGAAAAAACCUGUCUCUCUGGUGGUGGCCGACUUCGGCUGCGGUGACGGUAAAAUUGCGCGGAGUGUGAAGAACAAAGUUCACAGCUUUGACCUGGCUGCUACCAGCGAGCUGGUCACCGUCUGCGACAUGGCCAACGUGCCCCUUGCUGACGGCUCCGUGGACAUAGCUGUGUUCUGCCUCUCGCUCAUGGGGACCAACCUGGUGGAUUUCUUAACGGAGGCCUGUCGGGUUUUAAAAACGGGAGGGGUCCUUAAAAUCGCAGAAGUGGCGAGCAGAUUUGACAACGUGAGAGACUUCACCUCCACUCUAACACGGCUGGGAUUCAAGCUGACGUCCAAGGACACAGAAAACAGUCACUUCUACUCCUUCGAGUUUGUGAAGACAGAAAAUGCUCCAAAGAACAGGAAGAAGUUGGAGCUGCAGCUGAAGCCGUGCGUGUACAAGAGAAGAUGAUGAUGUCAGUGGGUUCGGGUCACAUCGGUUCUGUUUUAUUAACAACGACACGAAAAAGAGCCAAAGCAAACGUCUGGCUCCGCCUUUCUCUGCUUUGUUGUUUCAUGCUGGGACGAUUUUAGAUCUUUUUAAGGCUCAACACCUUCAGCCGUGAGAGAAAUAUUACAAACUCUUCUUAUAAUCCAGUUUUUUUUUGCCCCUCUUUGCCCUAAAGUUGGAAUUAAACUCUAAAGAUGGGA
Molecule: messenger RNA, 1991 nt
Organism: Nothobranchius furzeri (turquoise killifish)
Lineage: Eukaryota; Metazoa; Chordata; Actinopteri; Cyprinodontiformes; Nothobranchiidae
Gene: rrp8
Product: ribosomal RNA processing 8
Biological process (GO): regulation of transcription by glucose; rDNA heterochromatin formation; cellular response to glucose starvation
Cellular component (GO): nucleolus; chromatin silencing complex; rDNA heterochromatin
Molecular function (GO): methyltransferase activity
Source: RefSeq, a predicted model, not a curated record